This is a messenger RNA of Arabidopsis lyrata subsp. lyrata, 1382 nucleotides long. RefSeq lists its product as uncharacterized. Lineage: Eukaryota; Viridiplantae; Streptophyta; Magnoliopsida; Brassicales; Brassicaceae. Bases 221 to 1225 code for a protein of 334 amino acids. The transcript is spliced from 3 exons. The record is from RefSeq and is a predicted model, not a curated record.
GGAAGCUUUUACGGAAGAAACUGUAAAAUUCGUUCCAUGGGGCCAGAGUGUGGACGAAGAAAAAAGAAGAAGAAGAAAAGCCAAAAGCUUCGGUUGCAAGAUCGCUUCAUUGAUUCAUGGAAUCUUUAAACUACUAAAAAUGUGAUGAUUUUUGUUUCAUGGGUCAACUUCUGAUUUUGGAAUUUCUGAGAAAGUUGGGGUUUUGUGUCUUAAUGUGAUAAUGGGAGCAGCUGAAGCAAGAGCAUUGUGGCAAAGAACAGCAAGUCGUUGCUUUAUUGUUCAUGAAGAUGCGAAGAUGGCUCCGAGGUUAGCUUGUUGCCAACACCAACAUUCUUCUUCGGGCAACACCGAAAAAAACAGCUUUUCUUCAGGAAGUUUUGGAGAUUCCUCUGAUUUCUCCUCUUGUGAUACCAAAUGGUGGCUUAAGGGGUCAACUGGAUUUGAUGAGGAGGCUACAAACUCCUUUUUUGAAGAUACCAAAUGCAAGAAAUUGCAAGAAUUUGUCGACUUGAUCGGGAUACAAGAAGAAGGAGACUACAGCUUUAUAAGCAAGAAAGCUGACGCUGACGCUACAACGCCGUGGUGGAGAAGCACGACAGAUAAAGAUGAAUUAGCUCUCUUGGUGGCGACUAAAUCGAUUGAUCAUAAUAUCCAGAAUUGUGAUCUUCCUCCACCUCAGAAACUCCACAAGGGGAUACACUGCACGAGUAGUGAGAAGGGGUUUAAACCAGCGGUGCAAUCGCCAUGGAAACAAGGAGUUUGGAGCGAUCGGUUUGAGAGAUCUUUGAGUUACAAUAGUAGCACAGAGAGCAAGAACACGAGUCCAAUGUCUUCCCCUAGAAAUGAUGAUCUAAGCAAAGCUCAGCUUUUAGAAGCAUUAAGGCAUUCUCAAACCAGAGCAAGAGAAGCAGAGAAAGCAGCAAGAGAAGCUUGCGCUGAGAAAGUCCGUAUGAUAACAAUCUUGUUGAAACAAGCGAGUCAGAUGUUGGCUUAUAAGCAAUGGUUAAAGCUUCUAGAAAUGGAAGCUCUUUAUCUGCAGAUGAAGAAGGAAGAAGAAAAUGAAGAACAGAUCAAAGGAAUGAAUCUUAAGAAGAGGAAGCAAAGAGGGAAGAAGAAGAAAAAGGGUGAGAUUGGGAAAUAUAUGAUGGCUUUUGCAUUAGGGUUUAGUCUCAUUGGUGCUGGUUUGCUCUUAGGUUGGACUGUUGGAUGGUUGUUUCCCUUCUAGAAUCUUGAAAAUGUCUUUUGUUUGAUCACUGAUCUUUUCAAGAGUUUUAGGUUUUAUAACUUUUCACGUUGCCUCUAAAAUUGUGUAUAUGUUGUGUUAAUGUAUUUAUUGUGUGAUAUUUGUGUUAAAUUUAAUCUUCUAUAGAAGUAUAUUUUGG